AAGAAGGAGACGCAGUGCAAAGAGAAAUCAAUCUCCCCAAGAAAAAUGGAGGAGCAAAGUCUCUUGUCGCCAUGUUUCUCCCGAACACUUCGCUCCAUCUCUCUCUCUUCUCUUACAUUUUCUUCACACCCUCAUUUCUCUCAUUGUCUUUCCUCCUCAUUCCCCUUUCCGCCAUGGAUAUCAACAACAACCACCAUCACUCCGACAACGACAACGACGACGACGACGACGACGACGCUCUCUCCGCCAUGAGCUCCGUUCCUCCUCCUCGAAAAAUCCAUUCUUAUAGCCACCAGCUUCGUGCCACCGGUCAAAAAGGCCAUCACCACCGUCAACGUCAGCACAGUCUCGACGAUAUCCCUAAAAUCACUGAAAUCAUCUCUAGCUGCGGUAUCUCCGGUGAUUCUUCCGAUGACGAGUUCUAUCCUUACGCCGCCACCACAAAUUCCUCAUCUUUCCCUUUCACCGGAGGAGGAGGAGGUGAUAUAGGAGAUUCCGAUGAUUACUUGAUCACUCACCAGCCUGAGAUCGGAGAAGAUUUUCAACCGCUCCCUGAGUUUUUAGGAUCUGGAGGCGGCGUUGGAAUGUUCAAAGUACCGACGCGGUCUCCUUUGCACUCUGCGCGCCCUCCUUGUUUAGAGUUGAGACCACAUCCGUUAAAAGAGACUCAGGUUGGGAGAUUCUUGAGGAACAUUGCUUGUACGGGGACGCAACUGUGGGCUGGACAAGAGAGUGGUGUUAGAUUUUGGAACUUUGAUGAUGCCUUUGAGCCAGGUUGUGGUUUAAGUGAUCGUGUACAGAGAGGUGAUGAGGAUGCUGCUCCGUUUCAUGAGUCGGCUAGUACUUCACCCACCACGUGUUUGAUGGUUGAUAAUGGGAAUAGGCUUGUUUGGAGUGGUCACAAGGAUGGAAAGAUUCGUUCUUGGAAUAUGGAUUAUGAGGUUGAUGAUUGUGAUGAUUCUCCUUUUAAGGAAGGUCUCUCUUGGCAAGCUCACAAGGGUCCUGUCAAUUCUGUUAUCAUGAGCUCUUAUGGCGAUUUGUGGUCAUGUUCGGAAGGUGGUGUGAUAAAGAUAUGGACUUGGGAAUCUAUGGAGAAAUCACUUUCGCUUAGGUUGGAGGAGAAACAUAUGGCUGCUUUGUUGGUGGAAAGGUCAGGAAUUGAUCUUAGGGCUCAAGUUACUGUCAACGGAACUUGCAAUAUAUCUUCCUCUGAAGUCAAGUGUUUGUUAGCUGAUAAUGUAAGAUCUAAAAUUUGGGCUGCUCAGCUUCAAACCUUCUCCUUAUGGGAUGGUCGUACAAAAGAGCUACUGAAAGUGUUCAAUACAGAAGGUCAGACUGAAAACAGGGUUGAAAUGCCAUCAGGACAGCAGGAUCAACCUGCGGAAGAUGAGACGAAGACGAAAAUUGCAUCCACUUCGAAAAAGGAAAAAUCGCAUGGAUUCUUGCAACGCUCAAGGAAUGCAAUAAUGGGAGCUGCAGAUGCUGUUAGAAGGGUUGCAACAAGAGGAGGAGGGUCAUGUGAAGAUGCCAAGAGAACAGAAGCGAUGGUUUUAGCCGGGGAUGGCAUGAUUUGGACUGGAUGCACAAAUGGAUUGCUUAUACAAUGGGACGGAAAUGGAAACCGUUUACAAUACUUUCGUCACCAUCAGUGUGCUGUUUUGUGUUUCUGCACUUUUGGGGAAAGAAUAUACAUUGGUUAUGUUAGUGGUCACAUCCAGAUUAUUGAUCUUGAAGGCAAUCUAAUCGCGGGAUGGGUUGGACAUAAUAACGCAGUGAUAAAGAUGGCAUCAGCUGAUGGCUACAUUUUCAGCUUAGCCACUCACGGUGGUAUACGUGGAUGGCAUGUGAUUUCUCCUGGGCCUCUUGACGGGAUUAUAAGGUCGGAAUUGGCUGAGAAAGAACGGACAUAUGCACAGACGGACAGUGUUAGGAUUCUGAUUGGUUCAUGGAAUGUUGGCCAGGGAAAAGCUUCUCAUGACGUAGGAGGAAAUGAAGGGAGUACAAUAGGGCAGUACUGGAUAGAUACAAUAGGGAAGACCUUAGACGAAAAAGCAGUUUUUGAACGCAUGGGAUCGAGGCAAUUAGCGGGUUUGCUCAUAUCACUUUGGGUGAGGAAGAAUCUAAGAACUCAUGUAGGCGAUAUUGAUGUUGCAGCGGUUCCAUGUGGUUUUGGACGCGCAAUAGGAAACAAGGGAGGUGUAGGUUUGAGAAUUAGGGUGUUUGAUCGGAUUAUGUGCUUCAUCAACUGUCACUUGGCCGCACAUCUAGAAGCUGUAAACCGCAGGAAUGCUGAUUUUGAUCACAUCUACAAAACAAUGUCCUUCACCCGGUCAUCAAGUGCUCAUAAUGCACCAGCCGCUGGUGUGUCUACCAGUUCUCAUACUACAAAGAGCGCAAAUAAUGUAAACGUAAAUACAGAAGAGACAAAACAGGACCUAGCAGAGGCGGACAUGGUUGUAUUUUUUGGUGAUUUCAACUACCGCCUCUUUGGUAUAUCAUAUGAUGAAGCUAGGGACUUUGUCUCACAAAGAAGCUUUGAUUGGCUUAGAGAAAAAGAUCAGCUCAGGGCAGAGAUGAAAGCUGGAAGAGUUUUUCAAGGAAUGCGUGAAGCCAUCAUUACUUUCCCUCCAACUUAUAAGUUUGAAAACUCCUCACACAUUCUGCAGAAUGUAAACGUAAAUACAGAAGAGACAAAACAGGACCUAGCAGAGGCGGACAUGGUUGUAUUUUUUGGUGAUUUCAACUACCGCCUCUUUGGUAUAUCAUAUGAUGAAGCUAGGGACUUUGUCUCACAAAGAAGCUUUGAUUGGCUUAGAGAAAAAGAUCAGCUCAGGGCAGAGAUGAAAGCUGGAAGAGUUUUUCAAGGAAUGCGUGAAGCCAUCAUUACUUUCCCUCCAACUUAUAAGUUUGAAAGACACCGGCCUGGGUUAGGAGGGUACGAUUCAGGUGAGAAAAAGCGGAUCCCUGCAUGGUGUGACAGAGUAAUAUACAGAGACACACGUACGAGUCCGGAAUCUGAAUGCAGUUUAGACUGUCCUGUUGUUGCUUCAAUUAUGUUGUAUGAUGCUUGUAUGGAUGUGACGGAAAGUGAUCACAAACCGGUCCGUUGCAAAUUCCAUGUGAAGAUAGAGCAUGUCGAUAGAUCAGUUAGGAGACAAGAGUUUGGUAGAAUCAUCAAGACCAACGAGAAAGUCAAAGCGUUGCUCGAUGACUUACGUUAUGUACCAGAGACAGUUGUUAGCAGCAACAACAUCGUUCUUCAGAACCAAGACACCUUCGUGCUUCGCAUCACCAAUAAAUGCGUCAAGGAGAACGCUGUGUUUAGGAUCUUAUGCGAAGGGCAGAGUACGGUGAGAGAAGACGAAGACACGCUUGAGUUACAUCCAUUAGGCUCAUUCGGUUUCCCACGGUGGCUCGAGGUAACGCCAGCUGCAGGAACUAUAAAACCGGAUAGUUUCGUGGAGGUAUCGGUUCACCAUGAGGAAUUCCAUACAUUAGAAGAGUUUGUAGAUGGAAUCCCUCAAAAUUGGUGGUGUGAGGACACACGGGAUAAAGAAGCAAUACUUGUGGUGAAUGUACAAGGAGGUUGUUCGACUGAGACUGUGUGCCACCGGGUCCAUGUUCGUCACUGCUUCUCGGCUAAAACUCUUAGGAUCGACUCCAAUCCAUCUAAUUCCAAAUCCCAGAGUUUGAAGAAGAAUGAAGGAGACUCUAAAACUCAGAGUAGUAAGAAGAGUGAUGGAGAUUCCAACUCGAAGUCGUCAAAGAAGAGUGAUGGAGAUUCCAAUUCAAAGUCUUCAAAGAAGAGUGAUGAAGACUCCAACUCCAAGUCUUCAAAGAAGAGUGAUGGAGACUCCAACUCUAAGUCCUCGAAGAAGAGUGAUGGAGACACCAACUCUAAGUCCUCGAAGAAGGGUGAUAAAGACUCCAACUCCAAGUCCUCAAAGAAGAGUGAUGGAGACACUAGCUCCAAGUCUCACAAGAAAAGCGAUGGAGAUUCGAGCUCCAAGUCUCAGAAGAAGAGCGAUAAAGACUCCAGUUCCAAGUCUCAGAAGAAGGGCGAUGGAUACUCCGGUUCUAAGUCUCAAAAGAAGAACAAUGGAGACUCAUGUUCCAAGUCUCAAAAGAAGAACGAUGAAGAACUUUCAAGCUCAUACAUGUCGCAGAGUGGGAAGAAAAAUGAUAACUUGUCAACGGGAGAGGAGAGCCUGAAUGGCCACAGCAAACGUUGACUUUGUCUUUUGAUAAAAAAAUCAGGAAAUUGUUUUGAGAGUAAAUUUAUUACAAAUACCAACCUAUUUAAAACUGUAAAUUUUGUCCAUGCUCACUAGCUUGUUUGUAUUUUACAUCAGUUACCAACACUUUCUCCCUCUUUAAUUUCAUUCAUUUUCAUUUUACAUUCAUAAUAAAGUAAUCUAGUAUCUAA
This is a messenger RNA of Camelina sativa (false flax), 4426 nucleotides long. The record is from RefSeq and is a predicted model, not a curated record. Lineage: Eukaryota; Viridiplantae; Streptophyta; Magnoliopsida; Brassicales; Brassicaceae.